UCUGUGACAUUAUAGAUUCUGCAUAUAUAAAAUUUAUCUAUACAUGUUAAAAAUACAGAAUUACAUCACUAUGUUUUGAGUUCCAGUUCCAGUUAGUGACACUAUUUCUUGAGAACCAUUUACUUCUAGUUGCAAGGAAAUAAAACAGAUGGUGGUGUGCACUUCUUUUUACUUUGUACUAGUAUAGCUGAAUAAAUUCUACAAACAGUUGAAAUGUUAAAUACAUAAUGCAAUGUAUAUUUUUCGGAGAAACUUACAUUAUAUGUUCAAGUGCACUGGCUCGUCAGUCUUGAAUGUUCAUGUUAUCAUGCACUAGAGAUGGUUGAAGUUACAGACACGUGUUUGCUAAAUUACGGAGUGUCUGGUCCUUGUACAGCUCGGAAAGCGUGCAGCAGGCAGUCAACUCAGGAACCAUGAGGAGUAUGUUGCCACUUGUAAUUACCUGUAGAUAAAUAUAUUGGCAUGGUGCACACUAAAGCUUUCAGUGCUAAUUCCCAUCCAGUAUUGUUUCGUGCAAACUUUAGUGUUUGUAGCAAAUUAGCAUUUGUCCAAUUGUUGCAAAUGUGAUUUUGAGAAUUGCAGAACAUUUGUCGCUGCUAGCCGAACAUUGACGUAAGGAAUAACUGCUGUCUGGCACCUAUUGCCAUUUGGCUGAUGUCUGGUGUUUCCCUUGAGCAGUUGGGCAUAGGGGCAGACACAUUUUGUACCAGCAAGUGAUACCAAUCUUCUAACCAUCUAUAUCUGGCAAAUUAUGCCUUUCUGAACAAAUCAUUUUUCUACAGCACAAGUCUUAUCUGCUCUAUCUGUGAAUAUCUUUAUAAAUUUUCUUCUUUUCUCUCUUUAUGGAAUGGUUCGGUUUCAUGCCAACAACACUGUUCGGUAAGAGAUGGAGGGGCACUGAUUUGUUGACGGAUGGCAUGGCCCAUUGGCAGUGUUCAGAUUACAAUCCUGCUUGGUGGGUAAGUCUAGCCUGGCCCCAGAGAUAUGUUCUUAGCCACUGUAUUUAACUUGCACAUAUCUUGGGCUCAUUCCUCUUGUCAACUUUUAUAUUUCCCCUGCAAGGAUCCUGUGAAGUUGCAACUCUCGUCUGGAACCACCGAGAGCUGCCUGUCACAUGUCCCUUUGCUGCCUCUUGUGCUGAACUCGCUGGAGCCGGAGGAGGAGGUUAAAGGUUUGGGAGGUUCCGCUUCUGUCAUGCCGCCGCCUGCUGGAUUCGAGCUUCCGUCUCCCCAGGCCACCGGCAUGCCCGACGACGUGCUCCUCGCACUGCAGCCAUGCCAGCCAAGCGCGCAUGCCCGGUCUCGGAUGGCCCGUGCGCCCAAGCGUGCGACGAGGAGACCAGAGCACUGCCGGCCCUCCCGGUGCGAUGAAGGAGGCCCGCGUGGUGCUCCACCGGAGAAAUACCUUUUCCGAUGCGUGCGUGCACCACAUUAAUUUGGAUUCGCUGCUCCGGGCUAUGAAGCCAUUUCCGUUAGCCUAGCUGCUUCUUAGUGACUCUUUUUUUUUAUGUAAUCCCCGAUUGUAUUCGUGGGGCACUCUCUUUUGAUCAAAUAAAGUCAAGAGCAAUCUGGUUUACUGUUCUCUUGAAUAUGAGGAGGAUCGGCAUAUUGAUCAGAUGAGGAGCCAAACCUCACCUGAUCAAUAAAGUCAAGUGGCCAAUCCCUCAUAUUUCUCUUGAAUAUGAUACCACCGGCCCGGAGAUACGGGCUUGGGCAGGUUGACAUCUUCGUCAUCGGGAUCGGCAGUGGCGGUACUGUCAGCGGCGUCGGCAAGUACCUCAAGGAGAAGAAUCCCAAUGCGAAGAUUUAUGAGUUGAACCUGCCCAAGCAAAUAUUCUGAAUGGUGGCAAGCCAGGUAGCCUAUCGGGCUUUCUGUAAAUGAUGUACUCUUCUUUUAGUUUCUAUAGUCAUGCUGCUAACUGCUGCAGGGCCUCACCGGAUCACUGGAAAUGGAGUGGGAUUCAAGCCAGACAUUUUGGACAUGGACAUAAUGGAGAAGGUUCUUGAGGUGAAAGGUGAGGAUGCCGUCAAGAUGGUGCAACAACUGGCGCUGCAAAAACAAAUCUACUGCUCCCUUACAAAAGGACAUGUGGGGAUAUCAUCAGGAGCCAACAGAUUGAACUUGCAAAGAGGCCCGAAAACAGAGGGAAGCUCAUCGUGGCACGACAUUACAUACCCAUAUCUAUGAAAUUCAUACAAAAAUAUGUUAAAGAUGGAGAAGUUUCAGAAACUGACUCGCCUGUUGUUUCAGACUGUUCAUCCGAGCGCGGGAGAGCAAUACUUAUCGUCGGCGCUGUUCGAAGGUCUGAGGAAGGAGGCUGAGGCUAUGCAGCCAGUGCCGGUGGACUAAAGCUUUUGAGUUAUAUAACGCAUACAGAAUAAAUCCACUGGCAAUUCUUCAGUUUGUUCCUUCAUCCAUGUGGACCUCGUGUAAGCAAAAGUUGAAAUGGUUGGAAAAGAAGGACCGUACCUCUCUGGAGAUCUAUGAUGUACAUAUGUUUGAGUUG
Messenger RNA from Triticum aestivum (bread wheat), 2506 nucleotides. Its product is annotated as bifunctional L-3-cyanoalanine synthase/cysteine synthase, mitochondrial. Bases 1909 to 2187 code for a protein of 92 amino acids. NCBI's taxonomy places the organism in Eukaryota, Viridiplantae, Streptophyta, Magnoliopsida, Poales, Poaceae. The transcript has 3 exons. The record is from RefSeq and is a predicted model, not a curated record.